Messenger RNA from Syngnathus acus (greater pipefish), 4260 nucleotides. RefSeq names its product cannabinoid receptor 1 (gene cnr1). Gene Ontology annotation, molecular function: cannabinoid receptor activity. Gene Ontology annotation, cellular component: membrane. The transcript has 3 exons. Gene Ontology annotation, biological process: G protein-coupled receptor signaling pathway. Bases 1031 to 2428 code for a protein of 465 amino acids. Lineage: Eukaryota; Metazoa; Chordata; Actinopteri; Syngnathiformes; Syngnathidae. The record is from RefSeq and is a predicted model, not a curated record.
UUUUUUUUUUCUUUCAGUAAUAGGCACACUGUGAAAUACCUAUUAGCACAUCUGCUUCAAAUUUCACUAAACUAUGACGAUGACCUUAUCUCAAUUGACUCCUGAUGCUUUGUGCGAACAUACACAAGUUGGAGCGUCUGUCACCUUGCAACAAACAUCGAUGCUACCCAUGCACAGACGGCCUUUAUUGGCUGGUUGGAUUUAAUUAAAUCCCUCCAUCACCAACGCUAAUAGAAGUUCAUUAAUCGCAGUACGAACCAACCGAUGGUGCAGCUGUUCCAAUAUGGACGCUUUACUCAUUUCACUCGUGUGCUUGCAUCGUUCUCAACGAUAAAAAACACAGAAUUAGGAGAAAGGACUGAGCUUUUUCAUGAAAUGCAUGUCAAGUAUUUCCAGGCACAUUUGACACGUGAAACCCUUAAUCACCAAUUUAGCCUGAAAACCUUAAUCACCAGUUUAGCCUAUUUGGAAAAAUGCUAAUCUUCAGAUCAGCAAAAUACCAAUAGGAGUAAAGAUUAAUGCCAUGUUCUGUUUCUCCCUCAGAGUCACGGUGUGUGCUCCAACGAGGCUUAAAAACCCCCGAAGGGAAGAUGUAAAAAAGUCACCGACCAAAUUCAGUGUCACGUUAAUGUGAGGCCAGAGGCGGGGAAGGAAGCACUUAACACGUCACAUAUUAACCUCUGGAUUACAUUCCAUUAAUUAGUGGCCUAAGCUUCCUCCAAUGCUCAGACCAAACACAUUACGCAGAAGUUUUGUGUAUUCCUACGACAGACUUAACUGUAUUGUUUUUGCUUUUCCUCUCUUCUCACUGAUAGAUGGAUCCAGAGUGAGUCAGUGGAGGACAAAAUGUUAUGUAGCACAGAUGGCCAGAAGCUUUUGCCUGAGCCACCGCUUAUUGCUCACUAACAGAAAAGGCUGGAUGUUGCGCUUCUGCCUUGGAUUAACGCGCAAAGAUAAAAGGGCGGAUCUGUGCACCGGAGGGAAUUAUGUAAGGUUGGUGUAGGUUGGUCCUCUCGUCUCUCCCAGCAACAUGCAGUCCGUGCUGGAUGCUGUGGCCGACACCACCUUCCGGACUAUCACCUCUGGUUUACAAUAUCUGGGUUCCAAUGACGCCAACUACGAUGAGGCCGCCAGUGAAGUGGACUUCAAGGGCGUGUUCUCCCUGCAGAAGCCCUUGUCCUCCUUCCGCAGCAACGCCUUCCCUGACAAGAUCCCCCCUGACGAGGAGCUGAUCCUCAGGGGAUUCUACCCCACCAAUGCCACAGAGCUCCUGUCCAACCGGACCACGUUCCGGGACGAGGGCAAUAACAUCCAAUGCGGGGAGAACUUCAUGGACAUGGAGUGCUUCAUGAUUCUGACGCCCAGUCAGCAGCUGGCCGUGGCCGUCAUGUCGCUCACCCUUGGGACCUUCACGGUCCUGGAGAACCUGGUGGUGCUCUGCGUGAUCCUGCAGUCGCGCACCCUCCGCUGCAGGCCCUCCUACCACUUCAUCGGCAGCCUGGCCGUGGCCGACCUGCUGGGCAGCGUCAUCUUCGUCUACAGCUUCUUGGACUUCCACGUGUUCCACCGGAAAGACAGCCCCAACGUGUUUCUCUUCAAGCUGGGCGGAGUGACGGCGUCGUUCACCGCGUCUGUCGGCAGCCUCUUCCUCACCGCCAUCGACCGCUACAUCUCCAUCCACCGACCUUUGGCCUACAGGCGUAUCGUGACCCGGACCAAGGCGGUCAUCGCCUUUUGCAUGAUGUGGACCAUCUCCAUCGUCAUCGCCGUGCUACCUCUGUUGGGCUGGAACUGUAAGCGCCUCAAGUCCGUGUGCUCCGACAUAUUCCCCCUCAUCGACGAGAACUACCUGCUCUUCUGGAUCGGGGUGACCAGCGUGCUGGUUCUUUUCAUCAUCUACGCCUACAUCUACAUCCUGUGGAAAGCCCAUCACCACGCCGUGCGCAUGCUGAGCCGCACCUCCCAGAAGAGCCUGGUGGUGUACUCGGCGGACGGCACCAAGGUUCAGACCACGCGCCCCGAGCAGGCCCGCAUGGACAUACGCCUGGCCAAGACUCUGGUGCUCAUUCUGGCGGUGCUGAUCAUCUGCUGGGGUCCCGUGCUGGCCAUCAUGGUCUACGACCUCUUCUGGAGGAUGGACGACGACAUCAAGACGGUGUUUGCUUUCUGCAGCAUGCUCUGCCUGCUCAACUCCACCGUCAACCCCAUCAUCUACGCCCUGAGGAGCAAGGACCUGAGGCACGCCUUCCUCAGCUCGUGUCACGCCUGCCGGGGCAGCGGCCAGCAGCUGGACAACAGCCUCGAAUCGGACUGCCAGAACCGCAACAUCUCGGCCAACAGGGCCGCCGAGAGCUGCGUGAAGACCACUGUGAAAAUAGCCAAAGUAACAAUGUCAGUGUCCACGGAGACAUCUGCCGAAGCCGUGUAACUGGCUGCCCAGAUUCGAGGAAAGUGGGGAAACCAGAUUUGAAAAAAAGGAUCAUUUUGCGUUGUAGUAGAGCAGACAAUCCUUCGUUUGAUGACUCGCGUGUGAAAUUUGGCAGAAAUACUCACUGCGAGGCUUACUUUAACAAAAAAGGCGCUAGCCACCUGUUUUCUUGAUAUCUGUCCAUAUCAAUUGAUUUUUUUUUUUUAGGACUAUUUCAAAACAUUUGUUCAAAGAAUUACUGGGUGAAAACGAUGACUGCAGUGGUUCAGUUUCCACUUCCGUGCAAAUGGGAGUUUGAAUGGUUCUUUUUUCUUAAAUUGUGACUUACAGACACCAAAUUUCAUUCAUUUCUUUAUCAUCAACUGAAUGAUUCUGGCCUGAAAAGAAAUAAAUCUAGCAUUGUUAGUGUGUGAGCACAAUGUGUGCCCAAGUGCCAAAAUGGUGUUACAAGGUCAGACUGGAAAGAAUUCUUCAGUUGACUUUCAUGAUAGUCCAAUUAGUGAAUGCAUUUUAUAUUUUUGUACUGUGACUUCAGGUUUUGAAAACAAUGUAUUGUCACGUUGGGAACAAGGGGCUACUGACAUUUUGAAUUCCACACGGCUUACUGUGUGCCAUUUGCACCAUGAAUACAAGAAAUAGUCACUUUCUUUUCCUCUCUCUUUCUCUCUCUCUCUGGCCUUGAGUUUCUCACAGGCGUUUAUGUACAUACAUUCUCACUCUCUUUUUAUACUUCUGACAACACUCAGUGAGUGGCAAGUGUGCAAGGGAGUGUGUGAAAUGAAUGGUGAGGUGUGCAAUGUGGGGGGAAAAAAGCGCUUCUAACUCGACAAAAAAAUAAAUAAAUGCAGCUUUUUUUUUCAAUAUGUGGUAAGAACUAUUUUUUUUAAUGAAUGGUGGUGAGCACCAUUGUAUAAUUGUAUCUAUUUGUUUAUUUGCUCGCCGUUGGAGAUUGUAGAGUGUUACAAUCAGCAAGUGCACAGUGUUAUAAUGCAAGAAUAGUGUCGCAAUUAGGGAUGGGCAUUUUUACAAGAAUGUUUUUGAAAUAUACAGUUUAUUAGAUCCAAUCUUUGAAUGUUCUGAACUCCUAUGCCCAGACCAGACUCAUAUAGAGCUGAAAAAAAGGGGACAUGACAAUCAAUCAAUUGAUUAUCUAUUGCCCAUCCCUAAUUGAAAUCCUAACGCUCAGCUAUUUGUGUGGGCAAAUAUUUUGAACAAUAAAAAUGGGCGAGGGCGCAGUGUGCUGGUCACAACUGUGCGAGCUGCUUUCAUCUCAUGUCUGCUUUUACUAGAUUGUAUGUGUGUAAUAUUUUGUGACUUGGUGAUGUAGUUCCAACCCAAAGCCUUUAAAGAAUCAUUCCAGUGAGUUGUAUCCAGUGCUACUGUCGCAGCAGGUCAUUUUUGUUGUUUGUUGCGUAAAGCCACCCAUACUCUGGCCUCUAGUGAAGUAAUCUUAGCGUAAUGGAAUUAUUGUCUGCUGUUCAUUUUAUGUGUAGAAAUAAAAUGGAUGAGGGGUGUUGGCACUUACAAAAGAAUGACAGAAUUUCCCCAAAUAAGCAAUGUAGUGCUUUUUAUUCUAGGAAAUUGACAGCACAAUUGUUUUUCUGUAGGUUUUUCUAUUGAUGUGACGCUAUCCAUAACAGCUCUGUACCAGUAAAUGCUUCUGCUGCUUCUUGUAUUCUUGAAUAGUGAAGACUAAAAAAAAAUGUCAACUGUCAAGUGACUUUCUGUACAGUGGUGGGAACGUGAAGAAUCCUCAAAACUACAAAAAAAAAGUCACAAUCGCUCAAGUGUUUUUAAUAUUCCUGUUUCAAUAAAGUCACAGCUAAUUGUCA